This is a messenger RNA of Leptomonas pyrrhocoris, 785 nucleotides long. RefSeq lists its product as hypothetical. Lineage: Eukaryota; Euglenozoa; Kinetoplastea; Trypanosomatida; Trypanosomatidae. Gene Ontology annotation, biological process: dephosphorylation. The transcript has a single exon. Bases 348 to 785 code for a protein of 145 amino acids. The record is from RefSeq and is a predicted model, not a curated record. Gene Ontology annotation, molecular function: phosphoprotein phosphatase activity.
AGGAAGGCAUUUUAGUAUCCCGCCAGCAAAAAUCAUAAAGCUUAUUGUUUGUUUGUUUGUUUUCCCUUCGCGCUCUGUUCGCUUAAGAAGAGGCGUGUUUACACACAUAUAUACUUCUUGCUGUUGUUUCCUUGAUGCCUAUUCUAAGUGAAAGAACGACUUUCUUUUUCUGGUUUUCUACAACCCUUAUCGCAAUGCGCUCUGACAUUCAUCGGCAGCGGCACGUGCCGCUUGUGGGCACCACCAACCUCCGAGACCUCGGCGGCUACCGCACCAACGACGGGACUAAAACCAUUAAAUGAGGCGUCUUGUACCGCUGCGAUCAGCUGGCUGAAGUCCCGCCCGAGAUGGCCCAACGCGUCCUCGUAGAUCAGCUCAACAUCCACACGACCUAUGACCUGCGCGCGGACAAGGAAGUCGCGGUGAAGAGCUACGACAUCCCGCGCAUCGCACGCAACCACGUGCCCAUCGACGCGACGCAGAUAUCGAAGUACAUCGAAGAGGGCGAAGACUUCCGCGAGAGCCCGGUGUCCUUUCGGAUGAUGCAAGGGCUGUAUCGGGAUUUCGUUCAGUCGUACGGCCUGACCUUUGGUACCGUGAUCAAGGGCAUCUUGGCCACCGACUCCUCACCGCACAACGCAUCGUUAUUCCACUGCACUGCUGGCAAAGAUCGCACGGGGUGGACGCGUACCUGCUCUAUCGUUGCUAGAUAUCAACGAGGAGGAGAAGCGCAAGGAUUACCUGCUCACGAACACGUACUUCAAGGUACCGCAAGAUGCCUAUGA